Messenger RNA from Humulus lupulus (European hop), 1415 nucleotides. RefSeq names its product codeine O-demethylase-like. The transcript has 4 exons. NCBI's taxonomy places the organism in Eukaryota, Viridiplantae, Streptophyta, Magnoliopsida, Rosales, Cannabaceae. The record is from RefSeq and is a predicted model, not a curated record. The coding region runs from base 117 to 1226 and encodes 369 amino acids.
AAAAUCUUUCUCAUAAUUUUUCCUUUUUCUAGUUCUAUAUAAGUGUUUUCUCCUUUUCCUCUUAAUCUUCUCUUAAAUACUCCUUUUUCUUUUCUUGCUACAAAAAAAAUAUAUACAUGGAAGGAAUAUCAGAGAUAAAGCUGGGGAGCUCACUUCCAGUGCCUUUGGUUCAGGAGCUAGCUAAAGAGAUUACCACCAUUGAUGCAGUCCCACAAAGAUACCUACGUCCUGAUCUUCAUCAAGACUCUCUUUUCAACACCAUUAAUAACACUUCUUCUUCUUCUUCGCAACUACUCAUCCCAGUCAUCCACUUCAACAACCUUCUUUCUUCAGACAAGUUCCUCAUGGAAUCAGAACUCCAAAAGCUUCACUUAGCUUCCAAAGACUGGGGUUUUUUCCAGUUGGUGGAUCAUGGGGUGAGCCCUUUAUUGGUGGAGGAUGUUAAAUCAAGAAUUAAAGAAUUUUUUGAUAUGCCAAUGGAAGAGAAGAACAAGUUUAGGCAACAAAGUGGGGAGUUGGAGGGAUUAGGGCAAGCUUUUGUGGUGUCGGAAGAGCAAAAGCUUGAUUGGGCAGACAUGUUCUUUGUGGUCACACAGCCAAAGCACUUGAGAAAACCUCACUUGUUACCCAACUUACCUCUCCCUUUCAGAGAAACCCUUGAAGCUUACUCAACGGAACUAGAGAAAAUUACCAUGAAAUUGCUUGACUUCAUGGGAAAAGCUCUAGGAAUGGAACCUAAUGAAAUGAUCGAGUUACUUGGAGAAGGAUGGCAAUCUAUGAGGAUGAACUACUACCCACCAUGUCCCCAACCGAAGCUUGUGAUCGGCGCGAACACUCACUCAGACUCCUCAGGCCUAACCAUUGUUCUCCAAAUCAAUGAAAUGGACGGUCUUCAAAUUAAAAAAGAUGGGAUUUGGAUCCCCGUCCGACCACUUCCUAAUGCUUUUAUUGUCAACAUUGGAGACUCGAUAGAGAUUGUGACAAAUGGAAUUUAUCGAAGUAUUGAGCAUCGUGCAACCGUCAAUGCAGAAAAAGAGAGACUUUCCAUAGCCACAUUCUAUUCUCCAAACUUGAAUGGUGACCUAGGUCCAGCACCAAGUCUUAUAACACCGACGACACCAGCAAAAUUUAAGAAAAUUCAUGUUAUGGAUUUCUUUAGGGGUUAUUUAGCACGUGAACUUGAUGGUAAAUCCUAUUUUGAUUCGAUGAGGAUCACUCCCCAAUAAGAAGGUCAAGGUGAUCUUGUCUAAAACACCAAAAGCUAAGUGAGAAGUUCAAUAAGAGAAUUAUUAUAUGUAAAAUUAAUAAGAAAGUUGGAGAGAACAUGUAACGUCUCAAAUUUGCUAAUAAGACUUGAUACAUUGAUUACUGUGCCAGGAGGGCAUAAUUAGAUUUUUAUGUGUUAAUUGUGAUUA